CUUUGGAAUGCGGAGAUAAAAACAAGCGUCUCCAGAAGGGAGAGAGAGAGAAAGAGCGAGAAGAAGAAGAGAGAGAGGGAGAGGGAGAGAGACAAAAAACACAACACGGCCACAGAGACGGACUCCUCCCCGCCUCGGCCGUGACACCUCCGGCGGAUCACAGCGAAGAGGAUGACAGUGUUUCAUUUUUUGUUUGUUUUGGGUUUGUUUUACACGGCGAUCUAACGCUGUCAGUCAUCAUUUUCCUCCGGCACGCACUGACUGACUGCAUGGCUUCAGAAAGUUGCCGGGAUAAUAACACGGACAUCUGACUUGCGCCCUCACAGCGUCAUUGGACCACACUGAGCCCCCCUCUUUCCAUCACGUCUCGGACUAAUCUGCGCCUUUUGCUUUUGGAGUGAAGGGCUGAGCAGUUGUCACUUUGGCCCUGACACAGGCUACACCCAGCAAGCGCAGUGGGGGGGUUGACACUGUACAGCGCCACGGGAGACACCGAGUGUUCUGCUGCGCAUUGGUGGCUUUCUGCGCUGGUCUCACUUGUUUGUGCAUCAGAGGGAGGGUGGGGGGGGACCCAUUCUGUCUGGAUUCCUCCGUCCUGACAAACCGGCAGGGAAAAAAAAAGGCACAUAUUUUCAUCGGGACUGUUGACGCCUUAAUUUUUUGUAACUUCAUAUUUCCGUCAUCCUGAACAAGUGUCACCUCAUCCGUCCUCCCCGUUGAAUGAUCACGUUUGCCUCUUUUCUUUCGCUCGGUUCUCUUGCUGUUCGCAUUACGUUGAUAGCUCUGAAGCAGAAACACCGGUCCACAUGUGACUUAGAUCAGGUCACCUGUCCCGGUUCAGGCGCCCCGCUUCUCCUGCCUGCACCCUCCACCCGCUCCACGUAUCUGAUCCGACCGAGCGAUCGACACUGAGACGGAAUAGACUAACGAAGUUUUGCUGUAGUGAUGCUGCAAGUGGAAAUGGUCCUCUUCGUCUGCCUGGUGCUGCUGAUGUGUGUUCUAAGCCAGGAGCCCGGAUCCAAAGUGGUGGCCGACCGCUACGCCGUCUUCUGGAACCGGACCAACACCAAGUUCCACCGUGGUGAUUAUCACAUCGAUGUGUGCAUAAAUGACUACCUGGAUGUCUACUGUCCUCAUUAUGAGGACUCCGUGCCUGAGGAGCGGACAGAGCGCUAUGUUCUCUACAUGGUGAACUAUGAUGGCUACAGCACAUGCGACCACACCGCCAAGGGCUUCAAGCGCUGGGAGUGCAACAGGCCGCACUCCCCCAACGGGCCGCUAAAGUUUUCAGAGAAGUUCCAGCUCUUCACUCCCUUUUCUUUGGGCUUCGAGUUUCGACCAGGCAGAGAAUAUUAUUACAUCUCCUCCACUGUUGCUCCAAAUGGGAAGAAAACAUGCCUCAAGCUUAAAGUUUUCGUCCGACCAUCAAACAGCUGUCUGAAAACAGAUCGUGUUUUUGAUAUAGAUGACAGAGUAGAAAGUACGUUACCAAGAGAUGAAACCAGCCAUGAAACGGCUGCCCCUUCGCGGAGUGAAACGAACGCUGCGCAACGUCUGCAGAAGACAAGUUCUCUACUUGCUUUGCUGCUGGUCUCCCUCGUGGGACUCUUUACUUUAUAGCGCCUCCCUCUGUGCCGGAGGUCAUUUACACCUAGCGUGGCCUGAAUCUACCCUAGGCUGCAGGGUAGUGGGUGGGAUUUGGGUGGAUUGCAUUUGCUUGAUUGGGCAUAAAAAGCAGGCUUCUCAAGAAAAAACAAAACAAAGAAAAAACUCUAUUUUUUUCAGAAGAAAAAUUAAGUGGUCUUUCUCCUUCUGUGAGUUAAAAAAGUUGAUGUUAAAAGUGGGAGAGAAAGUGCCCCCUCUUAUACCUUCAACUAAGAUGCCAAAUCCCAUUUUUUUGACACUUAGUGAUUCUUAUUUUCCCGUGACAUUUACCAUCACGCAACAUUGUAUUUAUGUCAUUGCAGCACUGAUGUUUACCUAUGAAAACUAAGUUCAUGCAGUUUAUUGUGCAUACACACAGGCGGCACACCAUUGCAACAAUGCAAAAGCACAUUCAAAAACAGAAGCCAAUUGCAGCAGUAGAGUUUUACAGUUUUAGAGAGUCGGCGUAUACACAGUGGAGCAUUGUAGAUUCUAAGUGUUAGAAAUUAUUGUAUAUACAACAGACAGAAAUGAAUAGUUUCCCUGAGACCUCUCAAGAAGCCUUCUAAAGCUUAGCUUAAACCAGAGAUAGAUGUAGUUCAGUUUUUAACUAAGACAGAAUUUAGAAAUAUGUAAAAUAUCUGACAUGGAGCAAAGUGACUUACAAUCGCUCGUUUUUUAAACACGGUAUCCUCUUUCUCCAUACUCUGAUGAGUUGUUGAAUGUUCUGGAUGAGCAAAUCCUUUUCAAAUCACCAAGAAACUCUUUCUUUCUGACAAACCUAAUAAAAAUGGCCAAUAAAACAUUUCUAAAAAAAGCAUUCUGUUCACAAAGCCAAAACUAAAUUGAAACUUUCUCUCCAGACACUUCGUUAACCGUUGUUAAAAUCGAGAAUCAAUACCUUUUGAAACUUGAUAACACAAUUUCACGGCAGCAGUCACAGCCAUUUGUGCAAUGUUUACUGAGCUGGGCCGCAAUUGUUUUCUCUGUUCCAGUUGAGCAUUAGUCAAUAUUAACACUCCCAUAAACAUUUGCAUCCAAAGCUAUUUAUUCCCUCGCUAUUGAUUGUUCAAAAAGGUUCACAGUUUAAACUGGGUGGUGUUUUCUUUUUCUUUUUUAUUUUGCUAAACUAUCAAGUUAUUUGACUCAUCAAACAUUCUUUUAAACUAUACAGAUAGUUUAAACUUUUUUUAGAUCCUGUUAAAACAAUAAAAAAUGCUUAAUACUCUACACCUUACAGUACCACGCUUUUUUUAUUCUUCAACAUGAUCAUAGAUCAGUUAAAUACUUAUUAAAUGCAGCUGGUGAAGCAUUAUAAAGACAAAUGCAUAGCUCCAAUUAGAGGAAUGUAAAGAGAAAAAUAUAUAUAUCCAUUAAAAGUAAGGUAGCUCUGUUCAGUUUGUUUAUGUUACCACUUCGAUUCAAAGUAAUUUACUUCCACAGAAACACAAGGGCAGUUUGCUUAUUGGCAGUGUUUGAUUUAAAGAAAGGUUUUUGCUUCCUUGAAAGAAGUAACCUUUUACCCAAAGGGAUAGCUCAGGACUUUUCUGUUAAAAGAUCAUAAGUGGUUAAUAUUUUUCCCACAGUAGAGAACUCUUUGGUGUCUUCAUUUGAUUAAAAAUCCCCAUCAAUCAAACCCAGAAUCUGAAGAGAUGCCUUCAGAAUCUGGCUCGUCACAAAUGAUUUUUGUAGCUCAAAAGCAGCUGAUAUAACAACCAGUUCUGUUUUUUUUUUUUUUCACAAGCAGUGAGUCAACUCAGAGCUACAUCAUUGCAACACUGUGAAUGUCUGGUUCUGCCAUGUUAACAGAAACAAUUUAACUACACAAAUAUUAUUCAUCUACAUUUUUCUGCAAAUAGAUUACCUAAUAUCACCAUCUUAAUUUAUUGAUGCUGUUUUAAAAAGUAGAGUGCAUCCGUCUUUCUACUGCUAUUCCAACUUUUUGGUAAUUUUGAGGCUCUGUGUUUUGAAUUAAACAGAUUGGACAUGAAACUAACUGUGCAGUUUGAAAUUAUUUUUAAGUUUUUAUUGGUCACAAGCUUUUAGUGGCACGGCCAGAGCUCUAGGUGAAAGCAGAUCUUUCCUGUGGUUCAGUUCAAAGUUUAAUAACAAUUUUAUCUGUGCCAGGCCCAGAACGUGCAGCAAAGGAGACAGUGACAAACUCUGAGGAAGACACACUAGUGUUAGUGUAACCUUGAAGCCUAUUUAGGGUAAAACCCCUUAAACUUAAAUAAAAUUUCUUAAAGUGACAUCAAGUCCUUGGCAGUUUAUCUGUAUAGUGUUUCAUGAAUGCCUAAAUUGUCUUUAUUUUUGCAUUGGACAAUAGCAGCUAAUGAUAAACGAAAUUGACAUAAUAGACAAUCCCCUUUCUUUGUGAAACAACAUGGAACUUGCCAACCAUUUACAGUCAGAGCAAGUACCUUAUAGAGUAGUAAUACAUUGUUAAAAAUCUAUAAAAAUAGUGUGAAUUAAUGCUAUAAUAAUUUGGAUGUUUUUCCACUGAUGCGUUUUUAUAUCAGUUACUCUGACCAGAAAUACUUUUCACACAAGAUGAUCAGUUGCAAUGCUCCUCCAUUUUUAGUUGUAAAUAAUUGUUGUCGUCUGUGUGGAAAACUGCCAGAUGCAAAAGUUACAGUGGCUUAAAGAUCUUGGCCCUUCUUUGACAAACCAUUAGUCUCUGGAAUGAGUUUAUAUGUAUUUAUGCUAAAUUAAGACAUUAUGAGUACUUAUGACCUUUUAAUAGAACCUCACUUCAAAAAUCUUUAGCUAUGUCUUUAACUCUACUGAAUCUAGCAUCAUAUAAAAGCAGCAAGUUAGUAAAAGGCUUGGAAAGAUGGACAGAAUAAGAGAAAUACAGCAAAAAAAGGAACACAGGAGCAAUUGCGCACCCACCUUCUGCUCCUACUGUUACUUGUUUAAAGCGACCCCUUAAUGAGGUUCAAAAUGACAGGCACGCAGACCCCAUGUUGUCGCGGGGGAAGUUUUUCUGGUAUUAAAAAUAGAUGAUGGAAGGCUUAGUGGGGGAGUCUCGGAAGUGUAGAUUUUUACUGUGGGGGGUUUUAAAGCACCAAUGACCUUGCAGUUCAAGAGAGCUGGCAAGUGAAGGAGACAGAGAAGAAUUAUAUGAGGAGAGGCUUACACAUUCAAAUACAUGCAGGUUUGAAAAGAUAGUCGAUAAAAAUGUGAUUAGUGCCUAACAAAACACUUAGACAAAAGAACCUAAAAACUCAUUCAACACUACAGGCCAAAAAACCUAUUCAAUUCAAUGACAAACAUGCUGUCUAGCACCAUUCAGCCUCAGAGGCAUGCACUGUUUUGGGUUUGCUUUGUUUUUAUUUUGUGACUGUUUUUUUUUUCUGCGUUUUUUUAUAUAAUAUAUACAUAUAUCUAUUUUUCAUUUCAUUUCUGAUAAACAACGUUUGCCUUCAGCCAUUUGUUCCUUUUAUAUACUGCAGUAACAAUGCUAUUAUAGCAGAAUAGCAGCUCAGCUACAAGAGGUAAUAUGAGACGAGGCCAUUUAAUGAGGUACUAAUUUUCAGAGUAUCACCACGGGGAUAUGAGCACUGCAGAAGAUUCAACAUGGACGCUUGUCUGCAGGCUAUAAUCAGAAACCAGCUUCAGUUUUAUGAUUAUCAACACUAAUUGUCUUUUUUUUCUUUUGCUAUCAAUACCAUGAUUUUUUGUUCUGCACAUAACCCAAACCUGGGAAAUGAGAAUCAACUUAUAUAUUGGAUACUGUGUAUCCUGAGGUAGACAACCAUACAACAUAGUAGUGUUAGGUUAGUAUCUGUUUUGUACCUUUCUGGAGGACAAAUAAACAAAAUGAGAUAAACCAUUGUUAAAACUGUAUAAUUAUUAUUAUUGUUAUGAUGAUAAUGAUUAUGACUAUUAUCAUUAUUAUUAUUAGGAAAACUUCUCGAUGUAUAUAGUGUUUGAUAUUAAAGUAUUAAUUUGGUUCUUAUGUCUUUUCUAAAAAACAAUCAGAUACCGUAUUAUCUCUGGGUUUUGCGGAGUGUGUACUGUUCUCAAACAAUGCAUUGUGUGUGCUUUAUUCCUCAAUGCCUAAAGAGACUCUUGAGUUCAAACAAAAAGGGGAAACCUGUGGGAGCUGCACACACUGUGCAGUUGGCUGGAACAUUAGCCAACUAGAGGCUUACCUCUUACAUGUUUUAAACCAGUCACCAUCUCUUCAUGGAAAGAUCCUUACUACGAAAAGAAGCAUUUGGGACUUGAUCGAUGGCUAUUUGUACUUUUUCUUGCCUUCAGGAUUUGGAAGCAUUUUUUGAGUGGAAAGUUGGCUUUUUAAUGGAAGGAUCUCACCAGUUUCAUUAUGUGGCAUGCGCAUGAACUUGAUAACAUGUAUAAAAAAAAAAAAAUCUGAAGUUUUCAAGACUAUGUUUUUUUGCUGUUUUCUUUUUCAUGCUGAUGUUUUAGAUUUAAUUGGUCAUUUCCAUGUUCUGUGUUUUUGCAUCCCCCAUUCGAGUGAUGUCAGAUUGUGUACUCACACGUGACAAAUGUACAUACCACAAGCCAUUGUUGGGAGAUUUAAAAUUGGGUUUUGUGAGGUGCUUCAUUUUGUAGAUCAAAAGCAAUUCUUACUUUUAUUUUUCUAAACUUAAUUCUGUAAGCAUCCAUGGUGUUCAUCCUCGACUCGUUCCCUUUUUUCCCUUCACUCCCAGUUGGAGGGUUUAUGAGUGGAUACGUCUGUGUAGACAUUUUCCAGUGUGACACUUUUGAGUUUUUUGUGUCUCUUUUUGUCGCCACAGUUAAAGCGAAGCAGCAACUUUGUUUGGCAAUGAAGAGCGUUUCCCAUGCCUUAGCCCCUCAGCCUCUAACCCAUCUGUGUUCAAGACACUUUUUGCCAUUGUGCUUGUACACAGAGCAGCUGCUGGCUUCGAAGAGAGUACAAUGGGGCCCUUCAAUUGUCUCUGUCUUUUUAACAAUCUCUAAAUCACUUUUUCUUACUGUAGAUGGUGGUCUUAGGAACAGUUCAAGGAUUAGAGCACCCCACCUAACAAAUCCUGAACUAGAUUGUUAGAGGGUGAACCCUAUCAUCGAUUUAUGCUCUGUGCGCAGGGUAAAGCUUCUCAGCUCUCCUCUUGCUGAUGAAAACACUUGUUCGUUUUAUGUCCUGCCUCCGUUCUUCUUGUGCUUGUAUAACUUCCACCUGCUGUCCUUUCUCCCUCACCUUUCAACCCCACUCUGGCUUUUCCAUAAGUGGGGACUGUUUCCAAACUGCUCUUUUACAGUAUAUAAAAUGAAAGAAAAUUUGACAGGAAAAUGAUCUGUAUUUGUAUAUACACGUGUCUGAGCAACUAUGAAUACUACAAUAAAACAUUGCUUUGAUGAUUGUAA
This is a messenger RNA of Poeciliopsis prolifica (blackstripe livebearer), 6999 nucleotides long. It is a transcript of the gene efna5b, whose product is annotated as ephrin-A5b. Gene Ontology annotation, cellular component: external side of plasma membrane; plasma membrane. NCBI's taxonomy places the organism in Eukaryota, Metazoa, Chordata, Actinopteri, Cyprinodontiformes, Poeciliidae. Gene Ontology annotation, biological process: ephrin receptor signaling pathway; regulation of cell-cell adhesion; regulation of actin cytoskeleton organization. Gene Ontology annotation, molecular function: ephrin receptor binding. The coding region runs from base 946 to 1620 and encodes 224 amino acids. The transcript is spliced from 5 exons. The record is from RefSeq and is a predicted model, not a curated record.